Metarhizium robertsii ARSEF 23 is the source of this 963-nucleotide messenger RNA. RefSeq lists its product as uncharacterized. The record is from RefSeq and is a predicted model, not a curated record. The coding region runs from base 1 to 963 and encodes 320 amino acids. Lineage: Eukaryota; Fungi; Ascomycota; Sordariomycetes; Hypocreales; Clavicipitaceae. Gene Ontology annotation, molecular function: protein dimerization activity. The transcript is spliced from 2 exons.
AUGGAUGGGUCCCGGCCGGGGGCCGGGGCCGAAGGCGAGAGUGCAAGCGGAGCCAUAUCGGGCUCAGCCCGUUACAUUGAGUGCGAUACCCUUAAGCGUACAGAGAAGUUUCUCUCCGUAUCUGCUAGCGGCACACUAUGGGUUGAAGGUAGUGAGGCUUCAUUAUCCCAGAGCCUUACGCUGAUGGAUGCUAUCCUCACCUUCUUCGAGGAUCAGAAGGUGCUAUAUAAAUCGGGCCCAGAGAAGGACCUCCGCAUGGUUCAUUCUAUUGAGAUGGGCUGGUUUAUCCUUGACAAAUACUACGCCCUCCUUGAGUCGACGCCAGCAUAUGCCGCCGCGAUGCUUCUCGAUCCCUCGAAGCGGAAGCAUUAUCUUCUUCAAAACUGGCCAGAGGAGUGGCAUCAAAAGACUAUUGAUGCUGCUAAUUCGAUUUGGCAAAAGGAAUAUGUGCACCUCACUCAUGAAUCAAUCCCUGCCGCUGCUGUAGCUGAUAUUGAUACGUCUAAUCCAUCGUCGAAAAAGAGGAUAGAGAAUGAAUUAGACCGACUAAAACUUCGUCUAAGAGUUCAGCCUACUCCGCAAGAGGAUGAAGAUACGUUUAUGGCAUUUAUUAAAGAUAAAACCAUCGAUCUUGAUGCUCUAAAGAUAACUCCUCUUCAGUGGUGGUUGGCUCCAGAGCAGCGCCGGCGCUAUCCUCGUCUCCACCGUAUGGCCAUCAAUAUCCUCUCAAUCCCCCCCUCAUCUGCUGAGCCAGAACAACAAUUCUCAGGCGCACGACGUACACAGAGCUGGGAUAGGCUUAGGUUAUCGCCACAGAACCUCCAGAGGUUAGAGUGCAUGGGCAACUGGUUUGCGAGGAAGCUCAUCUCUUCGGAGGAGCUGCUAGCGAUGAUUGUAGAGGCUGUGGAGAUGGAUGAUGAGAUGGAUAUUGAUUUUGAUGAAGAGGAUUGGGAUAUGAUAUAA